AUGUGGACCUGGACCGCCACAGCGGUCUUCAUCUCGUGUCUCAUCGUCAUAGGCAAAUGUUCGGAGGAUGAAGAGCGACUAGUUCGAGACCUCUUCCGAGGGUACAACAAGCUGAUACGCCCCGUUCAAAACAUGACGGAAAAAGUUGACGUCAGGUUUGGCCUAGCUUUCGUUCAGCUAAUUAACGUGAACGAAAAAAAUCAAAUCAUGAAGUCGAACGUCUGGCUGAGAUUGGUUUGGAACGACUAUCAGCUUCAGUGGGACGAAGCUGAUUACGGAGGAAUUGCUGUACUCAGGUUACCCCCCGACAAAGUAUGGAAACCUGAUAUAGUUUUAUUCAAUAAUGCUGACGGCAACUACGAAGUGAGAUACAAGUCUAAUGUGUUAAUUUACCCCAAUGGCGAGGUGUUGUGGGUACCGCCCGCAAUUUAUCAGAGUUCUUGUACUAUAGACGUCACUUAUUUUCCGUUUGACCAACAGACUUGUAUUAUGAAGUUUGGGUCUUGGACGUUCAACGGUGACCAAGUGUCACUAGCGUUGUACAAUAACAAAAAUUUCGUAGACCUGUCAGAUUACUGGAAAUCUGGAACGUGGGACAUUAUUGAAGUGCCCGCCUACCUCAAUAUAUAUGAGGGUAACCACCCUACUGAAACCGAUAUCACGUUUUAUAUUAUCAUACGACGCAAGACUCUAUUUUAUACAGUCAAUUUAAUACUUCCUACAGUACUCAUCUCGUUCCUUUGCGUACUUGUCUUUUAUUUACCAGCAGAGGCCGGGGAAAAGGUGACGUUGGGUAUUAGUAUUUUACUGUCACUUGUAGUGUUUUUGUUGCUCGUUUCAAAAAUCCUGCCACCGACUUCACUUGUGUUACCGCUCAUUGCAAAAUAUCUACUUUUCACAUUUAUCAUGAACACCGUUAGUAUUCUCGUUACGGUAGUAAUAAUCAAUUGGAAUUUCAGAGGGCCUCGAACACACAGGAUGCCUUCGUGGAUCCGUUCUGUUUUCCUCAAUUAUUUACCGGCAAUGUUGCUAAUGAAGCGGCCGCGAAAAACACGAUUACGAUGGAUGAUGGAAAUGCCUGGAAUGGGUGUGCCACCUCACCCUUACGGCUCUCCAGCCGACAUCCCCAAACAUAUAAGUUCUAUUGAAUCCCAAAGUAAAGUCGAAGUUAUGGAGUUGUCCGAUCUACAUCAUCCGAAUUGUAAAAUUAAUCGAAAAUUAAACUCGGACCUGGGUGUAGGUGUAGGAUCUGAGAGUUGUCGAAGAGAAAGCGAAAGCUCCGAUUCUAUUCUCUUAUCACCAGAAGCGUCGAAAGCAACGGAAGCUGUUGAGUUUAUCGCUGAACAUUUACGCAACGAAGACCUCUACAUCCAAACUCGAGAGGAUUGGAAGUACGUGGCUAUGGUGAUAGACAGACUCCAAUUAUAUAUGUUCUUUAUCGUAACCACAGCUGGUACGGUGGGGAUCCUGAUGGAUGCUCCUCACAUCUUCGAAUACGUAGAUCAAGACAGAAUCAUCGAAAUUUACCGCGGCAAAUAA
Messenger RNA from Tribolium castaneum (red flour beetle), 1539 nucleotides. RefSeq names its product nicotinic Acetylcholine Receptor beta1 (gene nAChRbeta1). The transcript is spliced from 10 exons. Gene Ontology annotation, biological process: nervous system process; chemical synaptic transmission; monoatomic ion transmembrane transport. Lineage: Eukaryota; Metazoa; Arthropoda; Insecta; Coleoptera; Tenebrionidae. The record is from RefSeq and is marked provisional. Gene Ontology annotation, cellular component: postsynaptic membrane; plasma membrane; neuron projection. Gene Ontology annotation, molecular function: acetylcholine-gated monoatomic cation-selective channel activity; transmembrane signaling receptor activity. The coding region runs from base 1 to 1539 and encodes 512 amino acids.